Vitis riparia (riverbank grape) is the source of this 4150-nucleotide messenger RNA. RefSeq names its product cellulose synthase A catalytic subunit 2 [UDP-forming]-like. The record is from RefSeq and is a predicted model, not a curated record. Gene Ontology annotation, molecular function: cellulose synthase (UDP-forming) activity. NCBI's taxonomy places the organism in Eukaryota, Viridiplantae, Streptophyta, Magnoliopsida, Vitales, Vitaceae. The coding region runs from base 457 to 3747 and encodes 1096 amino acids. Gene Ontology annotation, biological process: plant-type primary cell wall biogenesis; cellulose biosynthetic process. Gene Ontology annotation, cellular component: plasma membrane; trans-Golgi network. The transcript has 14 exons.
UGCAAUACGCGUUGAAAUUUCAACGCCCCAAUAGAUUCCUUUCUUUCUCUCUCUCUCUCUCUAACAUCAUCUGCAACCCCGUGUCACGGAUCGGCUCUACCCACUUCUGAGUUCUGAGAGACCCACCCAUCUGUUACGUUUACAAACAUUGGGUUUUCUUUGAGGAAACAAUCAAACAAAAACAGUGAUACUUUUUUCUCAUUUUGUUGUUUUCCCCACUCUUCUUUUUUAUUGUUUGCAUUUCCCUCUCUCUAUCUAGGGUGUGAAUUUGUUCAUUGUGUGAUGUGGGGUUGGGUUAUUUUGUGAGAAAGUGAGCUGAAAGGGAGAGGCGGAGAGAAAAAAAAAAAAAGUCUGCUUCUUGCGCAUGAGAGGGGUUGGGAGAUUGAUAUCGUGAGGUGGGUCUUCUUGAUUUCGAGCAUUUGGGGUUGUAUCUGGGUCUGAUUCUUGAGGGCUUUCAUGGAUACCAAAGGAAGACUCGUGGCGGGUUCACACAACCGGAACGAGUUUGUUCUGAUCAAUGCUGAUGAGAUUGGACGAGUGACUUCCGUGAAAGAAUUGAGUGGGCAGAUUUGUCAGAUUUGUGGGGAUGAGAUAGAGAUUACUGUGGAUGGGGAGCCAUUCGUUGCCUGUAAUGAAUGUGCAUUCCCUGUAUGCAGACCCUGCUACGAGUAUGAAAGAAGGGAGGGUAAUCAAGCUUGCCCUCAAUGCAAAACCAGAUACAAACGCAUCAAAGGUAGUCCCAGAGUUGAAGGGGAUGAAGAGGAAGAUGACAUUGAUGAUUUGGAGAAUGAGUUUGAUUUCAGAAGCAAUUACAGUAGGGAUCCUCAUCAGGUUGCAGAGGCUAUGCUCUCUGCUCACCUGAACAUCGGCAGCCAUGCCUAUACUUCAGGGGUUAGUACACCUUUGGAUCUGGAUUCUUCAUCAGUCCCUUCAGGAAUCCCUCUUCUGACCUAUGGCCAAGAUGAUGUCGGGAUUUCCUCUGAUAAGCAUGCCCUUAUCAUUCCUCCAUUCAUGGGGCGUGGAAAACGAGUCCAUCCUAUGCCAUUUCCUGAUUCUUCUAUGUCCUUGCCACCCAGACCAAUGGAUCCUAAGAAAGACCUGGCAGUAUAUGGGUAUGGAAGUGUUGCGUGGAAGGACCGAAUGGAAGAGUGGAAGAAAAAGCAGAAUGAUAAACUUCAGGUUGUUAAGCACCAAGGAGGAAAUGAUGGUGGAAACUUUGAUGAAGAUGAACUGGAUGAUCCUGAUUUGCCCAAGAUGGAUGAAGGCAGGCAACCUCUAUCUAGAAAAAUACCAAUUCCUUCAAGCAAGAUAAAUCCAUACAGAAUCAUAAUUAUACUCCGGCUUGUGAUUCUUGGCUUCUUCUUUCAUUAUAGAAUCCUCCACCCGGUUAAUGAUGCAUAUGCAUUAUGGUUAACAUCAGUUAUUUGUGAAAUAUGGUUUGCUGUAUCAUGGAUACUGGAUCAGUUCCCAAAGUGGUACCCAAUUGAGCGGGAAACAUACCUUGAUAGGCUAUCACUGAGGUAUGAAAAAGAAGGGAAGCCAUCUGAAUUAGCUGAUAUAGACAUAUUCGUUAGUACAGUCGAUCCCAUGAAAGAACCUCCACUUAUCACAGCAAACACAGUUCUGUCUAUCCUUGCGGUGGAUUAUCCAGUCGAGAAAGUUGCAUGCUAUGUCUCAGAUGAUGGUGCUGCCAUGCUCACUUUUGAAGCCCUUUCUGAGACAUCUGAGUUUGCUAGGAGGUGGGUCCCAUUCUGUAAGAAGUUCAGCAUUGAGCCUAGGGCCCCUGAAUGGUACUUUGCUCAGAAGGUUGACUAUCUGAAAGACAAAGUGCAUCCGGAGUUUGUUAGGGAACGUCGUGCAAUGAAGAGGGAGUAUGAAGAGUUCAAAAUUCGGAUAAAUGCAUUGGUUUCUAUGGCCCAGAAGGUUCCUGAGGAAGGUUGGACAAUGCAGGAUGGGACUCCAUGGCCUGGGAACAAUGUCAGGGACCAUCCUGGAAUGAUCCAGGUUUUUCUUGGUCAUAAUGGUGUUCGUGAUGUUGAAGGAAAUGAGUUGCCUCGUCUAGUUUAUGUGUCUCGUGAGAAGAGACCGGGAUUUGAUCACCACAAAAAAGCUGGGGCAAUGAAUGCUUUGAUGCGAGUCUCAGCAAUCAUCUCUAAUGCUCCUUACCUACUGAACGUGGACUGUGAUCACUAUAUAAACAACAGUAAGGCCCUUCGCGAAGCCAUGUGCUUCAUGAUGGACCCCACAUCAGGAAAGAAAAUCUGUUAUGUACAGUUUCCUCAAAGGUUUGAUGGGAUUGAUCGCAAUGAUAGAUACUCAAAUCGCAACGUUGUAUUCUUUGAUAUCAAUAUGAAAGGUUUGGAUGGGAUCCAGGGACCAAUUUAUGUUGGAACUGGUUGUGUCUUCAGACGGCAGGCACUCUAUGGAUAUGAUGCCCCUGUCAAUAAGAAACCCCCAGGAAAGACGUGUAAUUGUUGGCCAAAAUGGUGCUGCUUGUGUUGUGGAUCAAGGAAGAAAAACAAGAAAGUGAAGUCAACUGACAAAAAGAAGAAGAUGAAAAACAGGGAAGCUUCAAAGCAAAUUCAUGCACUCGAAAAUAUUGAAGAGGGAAUUGAAGGAAUAGAUAAUGACAGAUCAUUGCUCAUGCCCCAAGUGAAAUUUGAGAAAAAAUUUGGACAGUCUCCAGUUUUUAUAGCUUCCACGCUUUUAGAAGAAGGUGGUGUUCCAAAAGGAGCAACCACUGCUUCACUUUUGAAAGAAGCCAUCCAUGUCAUUAGCUGUGGUUAUGAAGAUAAAACAGAAUGGGGGAAAGAGGUUGGGUGGAUAUAUGGCUCUGUUACAGAGGAUAUAUUAACAGGAUUCAAGAUGCAAUGCCAUGGUUGGCGAUCAGUGUACUGCAUACCCAAGAGGCCGGCAUUUAAGGGGUCAGCUCCCAUUAACCUGUCAGAUCGUUUACACCAGGUUCUACGUUGGGCACUUGGAUCUGUUGAGAUUUUCUUCAGUAGGUAUUGCCCUAUAUGGUAUGGCUAUGGAGGUGGUUUGAAAUGGUUGGAGCGCUUCUCUUAUAUCAACUCAGUUGUUUAUCCGUGGACAUCCAUUCCCUUGAUUGCCUACUGUACCUUGCCAGCUUUCUGUCUCCUCACUGGGAAGUUCAUUGUCCCCGAGAUUAGCAACUAUGCCAGUAUUAUUUUCAUGGCCCUCUUCAUAUCUAUAGCUGCAACUGGUGUCCUUGAGAUGCAGUGGGGACGGGUUGCCAUAGAUGACUGGUGGAGAAAUGAGCAGUUCUGGGUGAUUGGUGGUGCUUCAUCACAUCUGUUUGCUCUCUUCCAAGGUCUGCUUAAGGUUUUGGCAGGUGUUAACACAAACUUCACUGUUACAUCCAAAGGAGGAGAUGAUGGAGACUUUUCAGAGCUCUACCUUUUUAAGUGGACAUCUUUGUUGAUCCCUCCCCUGACGUUACUGAUCCUGAAUAUAAUUGGAGUCAUGGUUGGGAUUUCAGAUGCCAUCAAUAACGGUUAUGAAGAAUGGGGCCCUCUAUUUGGUAAGCUGUUCUUUGCCUUAUGGGUCAUUGUUCACCUGUACCCCUUCCUCAAGGGGUUAAUGGGGAAACAAGAUAGGCUUCCCACCAUUAUUGUUGUGUGGUCAAUUCUUCUAGCCUCAAUCUUCUCACUUCUAUGGGUCAGAGUCAACCCAUUUGUAUCAAAAGGUGGUAUUGUAUUAGAAGUCUGUGGAUUGGAUUGUGACUAGGAUUACAUGAAAUUUAAAUUUUAGAUGGUUUGAACUAUAUUUAGAAAGGCUGUCUGGGAAUUGCAGAAGAGGGAUGUGUUUUUGAUCGAAGACGAAGCUAUCUCUCAACACUCGCAUGGUUGUGAAUGAGAAUCAUCAGAUGAGUUGAGAUGUGAAGGAAAUGGAGGUGGGGGGGCCGGGGGGUUGUGUAGAUAAAAAGGACUGAGAUAUGACUUGGUUAUUUGUCUUGCAGAAUUUCCAUUCAUUCUUUUUUUCUUUUUUUAUACACGUUGGUUUUGUGGUUGGAUGGGGUUGGAUCAUUCUGUAAUCCCAAAAGGAAUAUACGUUAGAUUUAAUCAUAAAUGUAUCCCCUUCUCAAUAAGGGACUUCUUCAUAUAUAUGGGCUCCUUCAAAUGAUUUUUCU